GGAUAUCGAUAAUUUGAUGGCAGAGGGUAACAAAUCAAGGACAGUUGCUGCGACAAAUAUGAACAGUGAAUCAUCUAGAUCUCAUGCAGUAUUCACUGUUAUACUAACCCAAACUUUAAUAGAUUCAAAAAAUGGGGUUAGUGGAGAAAAAGUCAGCAGAAUGUCGCUUGUCGAUCUAGCGGGUUCUGAGAGGGCUGUGAAAACAGGAGCAGUUGGGGAAAGGCUUAAAGAAGGUUCCAAUAUUAAUAAGUCUCUAACGACAUUAGGUCUAGUCAUAUCGAAAUUAGCAGAUCAAUCAUCAGGUAGCAAAAACAAAGACAAGUUCGUGCCAUACCGAGAUUCUGUAUUAACUUGGUUGCUAAAGGAUAAUCUGGGAGGAAAUAGUAAAACAGUAAUGGUUGCAACAAUAUCACCAGCAGCUGACAAUUUUGAAGAAACUCUGUCCACCCUAAGAUAUGCUGACAGAGCAAAGAGAAUAGUCAAUCACGCAGUUGUUAAUGAAGAUCCUAAUGCCAGAAUCAUUCGAGAAUUGACUCAGGAGGUGGAGGCCCUGAAGGAAAUGCUGAAACAUGCAACGGGUUCGCCUGUAGGUGACAUUCAGAGAGUCGAUAUUCAUCAAAAAUUGAGCGAGAGCGAGAAAUUAUACAAGGAAGUUUCCCAGACGUGGGAGGAGAAACUUAUGAAAACCGAACGAAUACAAAAUGAAAGGCAGCAAGCAUUAGAAAAAAUGGGAAUUAGUAUACAAGAUUCUGGUAUAAAAGUCGAGAAAAAUAAAUAUUACCUAGUUAAUUUGAAUGCAGACCCUUACUUAAAUGAAUUAUUAGUUUAUUAUUUGAAAGAUGUUACUGUAGUUGGUGCUAGUAGUAAUAAUUCUGGCGUGGAACCAGAUAUUCAAUUGUCGGGGUUAGGAAUUCAACCGGAGCACUGCAUAAUUACCAUAGAAGACAAUGGACUGUUUCUUGAACCCCUUGCCAAUGCCAGAUCUUGCGUGAAUGGUUCUCAAGUUAGCCAGAAAACUCCACUUCGUCACGGCGAUAGGAUAGUCUGGGGUAACCAUCACUAUUUCAGAGUAAACUGCCCAAGAUCGAUAUCAGCCACAUCAGAACCUCAUACACCAGCACAAAAUAUUGAUUAUAAUUUUGCACGAGAUGAACUUAUGACAAAUGAGAUGAGCAACGAUCCUAUUCAAACGGCAAUAGCGCGACUCGAAAAACAGCAUGAAGAAGACAAGCAAGUUGCUUUGGAAAAACAACGCAUAGAAUAUGAAAGGCAGUUCCAACAGCUACGUAACAUGGUGUCACCCUCAACCCCCUACUCACAACAUUCAUACGACCCCCUCAGAGUAGGUUUGAGCAAAACUGCACCUUGUACCCCUACAACCCAAUUGAAAGUUGAUGGAUGGGCCCCUGAAAGUGACGAGAUGUUCCGAAGAAGUAUAGUAAAAUUGAAGGAAGAUAUCCUAAGAGCGAACUCCUUGGUAAAAGAAGCUAGUUUCCUCGCAGAAGAAAUGGGGAGGCAGACUAAAUUUAGUGUCACUUUACAAAUUCCCCCAGCAAACUUGAGUCCUAAUAGAAAAAAAGGAGCUUUUGUAAGCGAACCUGCAAUUUUAGUUAAACGUAAUAACUCUAGUCAAGUAUGGUCAAUGGAAAAAUUAGAAAAUAAAAUAAUAGACAUGAGAGAGUUUUACGAAGAUCAGAAAAGUAAGUCUGACCAGGACUCUCCAGGAGAACUACGAGGAUCUGAUCCAUUUUUUGAGUCCCAGGAAAACCACAACCUCAUAGGAGUCGCUAAUAUUUUUUUAGAAAGUCUUUUCCAUGAUGUCACCUUAGAUUACCAUACUCCAAUUAUCAGUCAACAGGGUGAAGUUGCAGGUCGAUUGCAAGUUGAGCUCAGUAGAGUUUCUGGAACUUUUCCUCAAGACCGCGACAAUGAAUCGGCUUCAGAUAAUUCAUCAGAAAUCAGUAAUGAUGAAGAAGAACAAAGCAUCUCCCAAGUUACCAUACGUGUUCACAUAAAGCAAGCUUCAGGUUUGCCUCUGUCCCUCGCAAACUUUGUAUUCUGUCAGUAUCAUUUUUGGGGGCAUCCGGAACCAAUAGUCGUUCCAGACAUUAACCCUCAUUCGAACAAGCAACCCACAACUGUGAAAUUUGACCACUCCCUAGAUUUCACAGUGAAUGUUUCUGAGGAAUUUUUAGAACAUUGUGCUGAAGGUGCACUUUCAAUAGAAGUAUGGGGCAACAGAAGUGCAGGGUUUUCAAAAUAUACCCCAGGGUGGGAAGUAGUUGAACAACAACUUGCAACAGCAAGAUCGUUGCUAGAUCGGUGGUCUGAGUUGACCAGAAAAAUUGAAUUAUGGGUGGAAAUUCAAGAACUCAAUGAACAAGGGGAAUAUGCGGCUGUUGAAGUUGCUAUGAGAACAGACAUGUUAACAGGUGGCAUCUACCAAUUACGGCAAGGCCAACAACGAAGAAUCCAAGUUAGAGUUAAACCAGUUCAAAAUUCAGGAACAUUGCCUAUCAUUUGUCAGCAGAUAAUUAAAAUUGAAGUAGGGGGAGUAAUGGUCAGAAGUAGAUUACAGAAAGCACUAGAUUCAUACCAAGAGGAAGAUUUGACCGUUUUAAGGGAAAAAUGGAAUGAUGCUCUUCAGAAACGAAGGCAAUAUUUGAACCAACAGCUUCAGAAUUUAUUGGAAAAGAGCGAUAAAACUGAACAAGAUAUAGAAAGAGAAAAGAGUUUGAUGGAGCAAUUGGUCAACUUGACUGAAGAAAGCAAUGCAGUUUGUAUACCCCAACCAGGUAGUGGAAUACCAGGUGCUCCGGCAAUGUGGAGUCCGCCCCCUGGAAUGGAACCACAUGUACCUGUACUCUUUUUAAACCUAAAUGCUGAUGACUUAUCCACACAUCCUACCGUUGCUGGCGUCAAUUCCAUUCUUCCCAAAGAGGAUGGACGGCAAUUUUAUAGUCUUCACAUCCUCAAUCAUUUAGACAAAGAUGUAUGUGCUAUAGCAAGUUGGGAUUCGUCCAUUCAUGACAGUCCAAACUUGAAUAAAGUCACAGAAACCAAUGAAAGAGUUUAUAUGAUUUUAAGAGUGACCGUAAGAUUAUCACACCUAGCUCCUAUGGAACUUGUUCUGCGAAAACGCUUAGCUCUAAAUGUAUAUAAACGACAAAGCAUAACAGACAGAAUAAAAAAUCAAAUAAAAUCAAAAAUAGCUCGCAGUGAUCUAGUAACGUCUUGUGGUGUUACAUAUUUAGUUGUUUCAAAUGUUCCUAAAGCUAGUGAGGAAUUAGAAGGUAGAGAGAGUCUGGCACAAUUGGCAGCUUCGGGAGAAAAUUCUUCUUUUUGUGAUGGAGAAACAUAUAUAGAGAAAUAUACAAGGGGUGUUAGCGCAGUGGAAAGUAUUCUAGCCUUAGACAAGUUACGACAAAGUGUUGCUGUUAAAGAAUUACUUCAAGCAAGAGGUCAACCGCUCAUUAUGAGAAAGACAGUCAGUGUUCCCAAUUUUUCACAGCUUAUGAAACUCGAUCUAAGCACAGAAUCUCUUUGCAUGUCAAGAUCGGAAAGCGUAUCAGAGUUGAACACUGAAUCAAACCUAACACCCCUGAGAAAUCGAUCAUCCUUUGGAAAAGAUCCAGAAAUAACUUCGCCAAAAUUCGGAGGACUGGCCCGCCCUACGUUCUUAAACCUCAACAUAAACUUGAAUUCUUUGAGGUUACAACAGCCGACAAGUACAAAACUAUUUUCUGGUAUGCCAUCACCAGCCAAUACAAAACUCGGUUUGAGAAUGACAACAUUGCAUGAAGAACCUACGAAAGCACUACCACGCAAACAUUCCUUUGAUUUAUUGAUGGAUGACACUAUUGAAGAACAAACUGAAGAAGGAACUAAUGGAAAAACAGAAGUUCAUUAUAUACAGAAAAAUAAGAGUCAUGCCAAGAAGUCCCUCCCGAUGUCACGUACGUUGGAUUCAUUAACAGAGUUUGCACCAAAACCUAAUACUCCCUCAUCAAGUUCUAGUGGUUAUGGAUCACAGGCAGUUUCAAUUACAAACCUUUCAAGUGAUGAUUCAAUUUCCUUGAAAAGUUUGAAUGAAACUCCCGAUUUGGAGUGCAAAGCAAACAACGAUUUACAGACGGUGUCAGAAGUAGCUGAUGUAAAUGCAGAAUUGGACAGACUCUCUGUUCAGGAAGACAGAGCUGAAGGGUCUACAAAUAACGAAGAGAGCUCAGAUGAUUUGAUUAAUGGUGUGGAUAGCGAUUCAAAUCAAAAUCAAACUGGAAGUGACCUUACAGAAUCAAGUUCUUUAAUAAAAACCAAUUUAUCUCCUGGAAGAGUUGUACGCAGGAAAAAACAAACCAGAAAUCAACAGGCUCACAGAGCUUCAUUUCCACAGGCUCGUUUACAUAUGUCCGAAAGCAAAUCUGCUCAUAACUUAUUAAGUAAAAAUAGUUUGACAUUAUCUACAGAAGAUGAGAGUUUGUAUAGCUCUACAGAUAGAUUAGAAGAUGACCAGGAAAAUAGUUUUGGUUCUCGUCCUGAUCUUUCAAAAAUUCAUGAUGUUCCCGUCCCUGAUUGGGUGGUAUUAGGUGAAAGUGUGCUAAUCAGGCCCUACAAUUCAUCGGGAGUUGUGGCUUAUAUUGGAGGCACCGAGUUUGCCAGUGGGACAUGGAUUGGAGUAGCAUUGGAUGCUCCAAAAGGAAAAAACGAUGGCAGCAUAAAGGGUAUAAGAUAUUUCGACUGUAAGCCAAAACAUGGUAUGUUUGUGAGGGCUGAUAAACUAAUAUUGGAUAGAAGAGGCCGAGCAAUGAGACUUGAUAAGGCUGAAGCUCUUGCCAAUAGCAAUAAAUGUUCUUUGAGCAAAGAUACAUUGCCAAGAUCUCGAUCACGAGGAAAUGGUUUGAACACAGUAGGGACUCGGCCGAGUUCGAAAGCCAAGUAGAAUGAGAAAAAUAAAGCAUCGACCACCUUUCCAUUAGUCGUCCACCCUAUUUAUUGCCAUUUGCCGUGUUUUACGACACAAAUCUGUGUGCCGUCCAUCUACAUGGCGUAGUGUUAUUCAUCCUUGCCAUUUCAUAUAUAAAUAUUGUCACGAUGUAAUAUUGUUUGGUUGCACUUGAAAAAAAGCGAGCACUAGCUUGGUAUAUA
Molecule: messenger RNA, 5145 nt
Organism: Leptinotarsa decemlineata (Colorado potato beetle)
Lineage: Eukaryota; Metazoa; Arthropoda; Insecta; Coleoptera; Chrysomelidae
Gene: Khc-73
Product: Kinesin heavy chain 73
Source: RefSeq, a predicted model, not a curated record